AUGGGGGGUUAUAUAUGGAACUGUUCAUUCAGCGGGGUUUGUGGCCCAAUUACCUCCACUUCACCUUCACCAGUUAACCUAAUUGAAUGCUACACUGCCACCUCGACCUGUGUGGGGCUGCCGGGCGUGGAGGGCUGCGUGUGGGGCUGCCGGGCGUGGAGGGCUGCGUGUGGGGCUGCCGGGCGUGGAGGGCUGCCGGGCGUGGAGGGCUGCCGGGCGUGGAGGGCUGCCGGGCGUGGAGGGCUGCCGGGCGUGGAGGACUGCGUGUGGGGCUGCCGGGCGUGGAGGACUGCGUGUGGGGCUGCCGGGCGUGUGGGGCUGCCGGGCGUGGAGGACUGCGUGUGGGGCUGCCGGGCGUGGAGGACUGCGUGUGGGGCUGCCGGGCGUGGAGGACUGCGUGUGGGGCUGCCGGGCGUGGAGGACUGCGUGUGGGGCUGCCGGGCGUGGAGGACUGCGUGUGGGGCUGCCGGGCGUGGAGGACUGCGUGUGGGGCUGCCGGGCGUGGAGGACUGCGUGUGGGGCUGCCGGGCGUGGAGGACUGCGUGUGGGGCUGCCGGGCGUGGAGGACUGCGUGUGGGGCUGCCGGGCGUGGAUGACUGCGUGUGGGGCUGCCGGGCGUGGAGGACUGCGUGUGGGGCUGCCGGGCGUGGAGGACUGCGUGUGGGGCUGCCGGGCGUGGAGGACUGCGUGUGGGGCUGCCGGGCGUGGAGGACUGCGUGUGGGGCUGCCGGGCGUGGAGGACUGCGUGUGGGGCUGCCGGGCGUGGAGGACUGCGUGUGGGGCUGCCGGGCGUGGAGGACUGCGUGUGGGGCUGCCGGGCGUGGAGGACUGCGUGUGGGGCAAAAGCCGGGCGUGGAGGACUGCGUGUGGGGCUGCCGGGCGUGGAGGACUGCGUGUGGGGCUGCCGGGCGUGGAGGGCUGCGUGUGGGGCUACCAGGCGUGGAGGGCUGCGUGUGGGGCUACCAGGCGUGGAGGGCUGCGUGUGGGGCUGCCGGGCGUGGAGGGCUGCGCGUGGGGCUGCCGGGCGUGGAGGGCUGGAUGGUUACCAAGCGCCACAAGAGAGAAGCCACUACCUGCAACAAACCCACAACGCAGCCAAGGCAAUAUAUGAAGUUAAUUGUAAGACCAAACAAAAAUAAAGAAAAAAUGUCCUAA
This is a messenger RNA of Procambarus clarkii (red swamp crayfish), 1155 nucleotides long. Its product is annotated as collagen alpha-2(IV) chain-like. Lineage: Eukaryota; Metazoa; Arthropoda; Malacostraca; Decapoda; Cambaridae. The record is from RefSeq and is a predicted model, not a curated record.